Colletotrichum karsti is the source of this 1983-nucleotide messenger RNA. Its product is annotated as glutamate decarboxylase. Gene Ontology annotation, molecular function: glutamate decarboxylase activity; rRNA binding; pyridoxal phosphate binding. Gene Ontology annotation, biological process: L-glutamate catabolic process; rRNA processing. The record is from RefSeq and is a predicted model, not a curated record. Lineage: Eukaryota; Fungi; Ascomycota; Sordariomycetes; Glomerellales; Glomerellaceae. Gene Ontology annotation, cellular component: cytosol. The transcript is spliced from 3 exons.
UUGGCAUCCGGCAAGCCACUACCCGGCGACACCGCCAACGAUUUACAAAUUCGCAGGGAUUUCUCAUACGAUGAAAUCGCCGAUGAGAUCCAGCCUCGUCUUCUCGACGACGAGUACCAGGACCCUCGCGUUCUCAUCGCCACGUCCAGGCCCCCGUUGAGCAGACUCCAGGCCUUCUCUAAGGAGAUUCGUCUUCUUCUCCCAACGGCCAAAAGCGUGAACCGCGAUGGCAUGACGCUGAAGGAUCUCGUCCGCGUAGCAAAUGCUACCGGACGGGUCAACCCCGAGGAGAUCGUUCAACGACUCCAGGCAUCUCACAUCACGCCCCCCGGACACACCAACCUGCAAAGCCAUGCCACCUCCGCGCACAUCCAUCCCUUCGACUCCCGCUAUACCUCUCAGAUGAACAUUCCCAAAUACAAGAUCCCAGAAGAAGGAGCACCCGGAGACACCGUCUUCCAGAUGAUCAGGGAUGAGUUGGACCUCGAUGGAAAGCCCAACCUCAACCUGGCCAGCUUCGUCGGCACUUUCAUGGAGCCCAACGCAACCCAGCUCAUGCAAGAGAACCUGGCAAAGAACCUCUCCGACGCAGACGAGUACCCCGCCAUGAUGGAGAUGCACCAGCGCUGCAUCUCCAUCAUCUCCCACCUCUGGGGCGUCCAGCCCGGCGAAAAGGCCAUCGGCUCCGCCACCACGGGGUCUUCCGAGGCAAUCCACCUCGGCGGUCUCGCCAUGAAGAGGAGAUGGCAACAACGCCGCAAGGAGCAGGGCAAAGACACCUCCAAGCCCAACAUCAUCAUGGGCUCCAACGCCCAGGUCGCCCUCGAGAAGUUCGCCCGCUAUUUCGACGUCGAAGCGCGCAUCCUCCCCGUCACCAAGAAGAGCCACUACCGCCUCGACCCGGCCCUGAUCAGAGAAAAUAUCGACGAGAACACCAUCGGCAUUUUCGUCAUCCUCGGAAGCACGUACACCGGCCACUACGAGCCCGUUGAGGAGAUCUCAAAGAUCCUCGACAAGUACCAGGAGGAGUCCGGCAACGACAUUCCCAUCCACGUCGAUGCCGCCUCUGGAGGCUUCAUCGCUCCUUUCACGCAUGCUGGCGUCGGCGACGGCGCGAAGUGGAACUUCGAGCUGCCCCGCGUCAAGUCCAUCAACACCUCCGGGCACAAGUAUGGUCUGGUGUACGCGGGUCUUGGCUGGAUCAUCUGGCGCGACGAGUCCUACCUCCCCGAAGACCUCAUUUUCGAGCUGCAUUACCUCGGUGGUACCGAGAAGUCUUUCACUCUUAACUUCUCACGCCCCGGCGCGCAGGUGAUUGUCCAGUACUACAACCUCAUCCACCUCGGCUUCGAAGGCUACCGCUGCAUCAUGGAGAACUGCAUGUCCAACGCGCGUUUGCUCGCCCAGAGUCUCGAGGCCACGGAGUGGUACACCGUCGUCUCCGACAUCCACCGUCCGGCGCCGAACAAGGCUGCCAAGGGCGCCGUGAAGUCUGCGGUCAACCAGGCGGCUUCUGCCGUUGGCGGCGGUGAUGCGGUCGUCGGGGAGACUUCGGCCGAUUACGUCGCCGGACUCCCCGUCGUGUCUUUCCGUCUGACGGAUGAUUUCAAGAAGACGUACCCGCACAUCAAGCAGGAGACAAUCUCCCUGAUGCUGCGCGCCCGCGGGUGGAUUAUUCCCAACUACCCCCUGCCUCCCAACGAGGAGAAGAUUGAGAUCCUGCGCGUGGUUGUGCGCGAGAGCAUGACGUUUGACCUGCUCGAGAGGUUGCUGACCGACAUAUCGACUGUGACGGAGACGUUGAUGGAGAAUGAUGAGAUUGAUCUGCAAGUUUUGAAGCACCACCACCGCCGCAACAAGGUACGCGUUAAGGGCGACGUGGAGAAGGAGGAGAAGCACAAGAAGCAGAAGGGCGGCGCCGCGAAGGAGCUUGGUAAGGAAGUGAGGAAGAUGGAGGAUGGCAUCCACCGUGCUGUAUGCUAA